Messenger RNA from Nicotiana attenuata, 1449 nucleotides. Its product is annotated as extensin-3-like. Bases 52 to 1020 code for a protein of 322 amino acids. The record is from RefSeq and is a predicted model, not a curated record. The transcript is spliced from 2 exons. NCBI's taxonomy places the organism in Eukaryota, Viridiplantae, Streptophyta, Magnoliopsida, Solanales, Solanaceae.
AGUCCUAGUUCUAUCCUUCCCUUUUCCAGCUAUAGUUUGUUGCAAAUCAAAAUGACAAGCUUAGGGAAGUUGGGCCAAUGGCCCUUACUAACAGCUGCUUUGGCAAUUUGCUUAGUAGCCAGCACUGUUGUUGCUGAUUACUCUUAUGGCUAUACUUCACCUUCUUACAACUCUAAGAAGUACUACAAAUCACCGUCUCCAUCCAAGUAUGAUGUACCCACUCCUUACUACAAGAAACCUGAGGAACCUGUUGCACAUUCUCUAUCACACUACUACAAAUCUCCAGCACCUUCGAAGCACGACUAUUACAAGUCGCCAUCAUCAAUAAAAUAUUACAAAUCGCACUUGCCAACAAAAUAUUACAAGUCGCAUGCUCCUUCAAAGCACUACUAUAAGUUACCUGUUGUAGUAAAAUAUUACAAGUCACAUGCUCCUGCAAAGCAUUACUACAAGUCACAUGCUCCUGCAAAGCAUUACUACAAGUCACCUGUUCCUUCAAAGAAUUACUAUAAGUCACCAACUCCUUCAAAAUAUUAUUACAAGGCACCUGUUGCAAUCAAGUAUUACAAGUCACCUGCUCCCUCAAAGUAUUAUUACAAGAAACCUGUUCCUUCAAAGUAUUACUAUAAGUCACCAACUCCUUCAAAACACUACUACAAGGCACCGGUUGCAAGCAAGUAUUACACGUCACCAGCUCCCUCAAAGUAUUACUAUAAAUCACCAACUCCUUCAAAAUACUACUACAAGGCGCCCGUUGCAACCAAGUAUUACAAGUCACCUGCUCCCUCAAGGUAUUAUUACAAAUCACCUGCUCCCACAAAGCAUUAUUACAAGUCCCCAACUCCUUCAAAGUACUAUUAUAAGUCUCCGUCGCCAGCAAAGUACUACAAGUCGCCUACACCCUACAAUUCACCACCUCCACCAAAAACCUAUGAACAAUCACCAUCAUACUACUCACCUCCACCACCAACGUACUACAAGCAAACACCCACCUAUGCUUCACCUCCACCACCUAUGUAGUACGAGCAAAUACCUACAUAUUCUUCACCUCCACCACCUGUGAAGUACGAGCAAACACCCACAUAUGCUUCACCUCCACCACCAACGUACUAUAAGCAAACACCCACCUAUGCUCCACCUCCACCGCCGUCAACAUCUCCCCCACCAACCUACUACUAAUAUUCAACCCUUCUCUUCAAUCAUUUUCCACUUCUCCAUGACUUAUAACUCCUCUUCAUCCUCCUUCUGAGUAUUUCCAUUUUCAUUCCGCCACAAUUUUAUGUAUGUUCCCCAAAAUGGUCGGCUUUGUUUGUUGUGUGUUCUUUUAUUUUAAUAAUUUGUAAUAUUUAUUAUUUGAGUUUUAAGUAAGAUCCUUGAGAUCUCCAUCAAUUUGGCUUUAUUAUAUCAAGAUCUCUUUUUUGAUGUAAUUUAUCAAGAAUCUCUGGUUUA